GACAAGGUUCCUCACGCUGAGGACAAGGUUCCCCCCGCUGAGGACAAGGUUCUUCACGCUGAGGACAAGGUUCCUCACGCUGAGGACAAGGUUCUUCACGCUGAGGACAAGGUUCCUCACGCUGAGGACAAGGUUCCUCACGCUGAGGACAAGGUUGCUCAAGCUGAAGACAAGGUUCCUCACGCUGAGGACAACGUUCCUCACGCUGAGAACAAAGUUCUUCACGCUGAGCAUAAGGUUCCUCACGCUGACGUCAAGGUUCCUCACGCUGAGGACAAGGUUCCUCACGCUGAGGACAAG
Messenger RNA from Paramuricea clavata, 300 nucleotides. The record is from the annotation of a GenBank genome assembly. Lineage: Eukaryota; Metazoa; Cnidaria; Anthozoa; Malacalcyonacea; Plexauridae.